Messenger RNA from Ruditapes philippinarum (Manila clam), 2572 nucleotides. RefSeq lists its product as uncharacterized. The transcript has 9 exons. The coding region runs from base 153 to 1946 and encodes 597 amino acids. The record is from RefSeq and is a predicted model, not a curated record. Gene Ontology annotation, biological process: protein methylation. Gene Ontology annotation, molecular function: protein methyltransferase activity. NCBI's taxonomy places the organism in Eukaryota, Metazoa, Mollusca, Bivalvia, Venerida, Veneridae. Gene Ontology annotation, cellular component: nucleus.
AGGAGAGUUAGUUCCCUUUUCUUAAAUUUGAUGUCGAUACAAUCAGAGACUUAAUAGAUCUGUGAUACAAUCAAUUAUUGUAAAAGCUAAACCGUUUAGAUUUCUUAGUAAAAAAAACAACAAACAAACUUUCCUUGGUUUUUAUAAUAGAUAUGCUUAGAAAAAAUUUAAUUACGUACCAAAUUGGGUACGAAAUCCAAUAUCUAUUUUUAGAUUUGGGAAAUUCCAAAAGUAAAAUGCUUUCCCAGUCAUAUGUACAAGAUGCAAAUGCACAUGUACUGUCAGAGGUGCACACUGACUGCCAGUUUCAAGUUUUACCAAACUCUGAUAAUGCAGUGACAAGAUUUAAGAUAAAUCUUCACAAUUUAAAAGCCAAGUCAGAAGGGCAUUACUGCAACAGGAAGGCUGUAAAAUUAAAAACAAAUGAAAAUGUGAACACUGAAUUAAACGAUAAAUGCACAGAAUCUGACACUAGAUUUGGACAUGAAGAAGAAAAGGAUGCAUAUCAUAGAGAGUAUAGAAGAACUGAGGAUCAAAAAGAGAAGUUUGAUGAAGAUGGGGACUUGAUAUUAGAUAGACACCCCUGUCAAAGUUUAAAACUUGAUGACGAUAGAGAUUUGAUAUUAGACAGACACUCAUGUCAAAGUUUAAAACUAGAUGAAGAUGGGGACUUGAUAUUAGAAAGACACUCUUGUCAAAGUUUAAAACUCAAUGAAGACAGCCACAGGCCUUUGAGCAAGGAGAUAGACACACAGGAAGAUGAAUAUAAAGAUGUAGACUCCUUUGAAAUUAAAGAUAAUAGUGAAGAGACUCCAGUUAGGAAGAAAAUAAAGUUAGAAAAGGGAAGUAAUACUGGUAAUAUGAGCUCAAUUUUAAAUGCUGAGGAUAACAUCAAGGAUGAUUUAGAUUGUGAAACAGAAAAUACACCUCGUGACAAAUUGAUAGAAACAAUUCAAAGUUCAAUACAAGCAUGUCAACAUUGUAAUGCAAAUUAUGAAAGUCAAAAGAGACCUUUUGAAUUUGACACAUCAGGAAAAAAUGUAAUUGUAAACUCAGAAAGACUUGUCAAUGAUAGAGUUAAGAUGUGCAAGAACUGUGUCAAAGAGCAACAUUCAGGUGAAGAUGUGCAGAAAGAAGUCAAGACAGGAAUUAGUGAUAAUGCAGAAAGUUUCAGAAAAGCUAGUGAGGUCUCGGACACAGUCAAAGACAAUGAUUAUGAUUCAUCUAUUUAUUAUAUAAAUAUAAAGCACAGUUUGUCUACAGAAUUAAAUAAUGUAGGUGAACAGGUAUGGCAUGGUUCUCUGUUACUAAGUGACUAUAUUAUAUGUAACCAUGGCAACUUUGAUGACAAGGUCAUAGUAGAUUUGGGAGCAGGUGUAGGACUGUCCAGUAUUGUUGCUGCCAUGUAUGCAAAGAUGGUGUACUGUACUGAUACUGGGGAGAAGAUUUUAUCACUGGCAGAGAGCAAUAUUUUAACAGCCAGGACUUGCCCAACUCUUCCUAGACAACUGUGUGAUGUACAUGUCAAAGAAUUGGACUGGUUUAAAGGAAUGGAAGAGGACAGCUCUUUAUUCAGUCUUACUAAAGAGGAUAUAGAAAGAAUCAACAGCAGUGAUAUUCUGAUAGCUGCUGAUGUGAUUUAUGACUUUGACAUCACUGAUGCAUUCUUCAACAUAGUGAAACAGAUCAUGACCCACCCUCCUUGUAAAACUCUGUACAUUGGUUUGGAGAAGAGGAUUGUCUUUACAUGUGAGGACCUCACUUUCACAAGUCCAGGUUACAAUUAUUUCCGUCUUCAACUCGACGAUCUUUGUUCAGGGGAUGAUGAUGACACAGAGGCUUUGUUUGAAGUGGAGGAGAUUGACCCUAGCUUCCCACAGUUUUUCCAGUAUAACAGAAUUAGACAAUUGGAGUUAUGGAAAUUAACAGCUUCAUUCAAGUCAUAGAUCAAAGAUGGAACAUGGCAAUGGAAAAGUAUUUAGAGAGACCUUGAUCUAGGAUAAAAUAAGCCUAAAAUGGGAGCAUUUCACAAUUCAGAGGGCACUCAUACUUUUUAUGGAUACAAAUCCAUAAAGAGAAAUUCAUAAAGACUUGAGAAAAAAAUGGUGUACUGCAGUAAAUGGUUACAUAAAAAUAGUCCUGAAUGUAAAAGUCUUGUGUUUGAUUUGAAAUUGGAUACAAAAUACAGGUAUUCAUGGACAGGUGACAUGAUUUAAAUGAAGACAAAAGUGUUUAAUGGAAAUAAAUUCAUAGUGGAUGAAAGGAGUCACUGUACCAUGCCUUGCAAGUAAAUGUACAUGUAUAGACUAUUCCAUGUGUAUCAUUUCAUGCAAGUAUAAACACUUAUUAUUUCCAAUCACUGUAACUUUCUCAGGAUCCUUUAUAUCAUGUUUAUACUUCCUGAAACCAAGCAAUUUAAAUGAACAAAGGACAAUUAGUUAGCAAGAAACUUGCACAAAAUCAAGAUUGAAUUGAUCACAAUUUGACAUUGUCUGAAGUUUGUUUCUUAUAAAUAAGGUACCCAUAUUGAACAUGUGUUAUAGCUUAUACAGUAAUAAAUAUAAUAUAUUUA